AUGGACGACUUUGAGAAGGCCAUUCUGCUGACCUUUGACCAGAGCGGCGGCGUGGAUGGCGGGGUGCGGGCGGCAGCGGAGGCGUACCUGGCGCAGGUCAAGGCCUCCCCCGACAGCUGGCAGCUGUGCCUGGCACGCUUCGACAGCAGCCAGUACGUGGAGGUGCGGUUCUGGUGCGCGCAGGCGCUGAGCCAGCUGGCGCGGGGCGGCUACCGCGCGCUGCCCCCCGACGCGCGCGCCGCGCUCAAGCGCGCCCUCAUCCAGCACGGCGCCUCGCCCGCCUCUGCCGCGCUGCCCGCCUUUCUGAAAAACAAGGUGGCGCAGGCCAUUGUGGCCAUCGCGGGGCAGGAGUACCCGGAUGAGUGGCCCUCCUUCUUCCAGGACCUGCUGGGCACGCUGGGCCAGGGGCCCGCCGCCGUCGACCUCUUCUGCAGGAUCCUGUCCUCCGUGGACCAGGACAUCAUCAGCCUGGACGUGCCUCGCUCAGCGGAGGAGGCCAAGCGCUCGAUGCACUUCAAGGACAGCAUGCGGGAGCGGGCGCUGGGCGACAUCGCCGCCGCCUGGUGCUCCGUGGUGGCCGCCUGCCACGCCGCCGCGCCAGACACGGCGGCCGCGGUGCUGGAGACGGUGCAGCGCUAUGUGCACUGGAUAGACAUCGGCCUGGUGGCCAACGACACGUUCGUGCCGCUGCUGUUCCGCGUGCUGGGGGCGCCGCAGGAGGCGCUGCGCGGCGCCGCCGCCGACGUGCUCACCGAGAUUGUCAGCAAGCGCAUGGAGGCCACGCCCAAGCUGGAGCUGAUCCAGCGGCUGGGGGUGGUGCCCGUGUGCGCGCGCUGGCAGGCGGGGCUGCCCGCUGUGGAUGAGGAGCCGGAGCUGGCGGCCAAGUAUGCGAGGCUGCUGGCUGCCCUGGCCACCGAGGUGCUGGAGGCGUGGAAGAAAGUGGAGAACAGCGUGGUCAGCAUGGCGGCGGUGGGGCUGGCCGUGGACUCAGAGGCGGCGGGGGAGGCGGCGGCGGCGUGCCGCGCAGCCGCCGCCCUGCUCGACGCCCUCUUCCCCGCCGUGCUGGCCGCGCUGCGGGCCGGCAGCGACGAGGUGGCGGCCGCGGUGGUUCCCUUUUUGCUGGCGUACGUGGCCCGGCUGCGCGCCGCGCACAAGCGUGCGCCCGGCGGCGUGCUGCCGGCCGACGCUGCCGCCCACCUGCCCGCCAUCCUCGACGCGCUGGCAGCCUGCGCGCGCUUCCCCGACCGCUCGGCGGCGUACGAGGUGGCCGCCGCCUCCGCCACAGAGAGGGUGGCGGCGGAGGAGGAGGAGAGCGCGAUGGCGGACCGCCGGCAGGACCUCUUCACCCUGUUCCGCAACACAGCGGCGCUGGCGCGGCCCCAGGGCUACGCCUUUGUGGGGGCCCGCCUGUCGGCCGCGCUGUCGUGCGCGGGGGGGCGGGGCGCCGCCGCGGGCGCGCCGCCCUGGCAGGAUGUGGAGGUGGCCGUCAGCCUGCUGUACCAGCUGGGGGAGGCGGCGCCAGAGACGGACAUGCGGCCCGGCAGCGGCGUGCUGGCGCAGCUGGCGGCGGGGGUCAUGCAGGCAAGCGGGGGGCGGCGGCGGAGGAACGCGGACGUGCCGGCUGCCAAGCACCGCCUGGUGGCGCUGGCGCUGCUGGAGACGUACGUGCGGUACAGCCGGGUGGCGGCGGCCGCGGGCGGCGCCCUGCUGGCCGCCGUCGCGCAGCGCUUCCUGGACGGCCACGGCAUGGGCCACCCGUGCGAGGCGGUGUCGCGCCGCGCCGCCUACCUGCUGUGCCGCCUGGCCAAGCAGCUGCGCGGCAGCCUCAGGCCGCUGCUGCCUGACAUCCUGCAGCGCAUCCAGCCGCACCUGGCAGCCAUCGCGGGCAGCCCCGCCCCCGAGGCGGCCGCCUCCGCGCGGUCGAGCGGCGUGGCGGGGGGGCGCGGCGCACUGGCGCUGGGCGCCAUCACCGCGGUGGACGACCGGCUGUAUGCGUUUGAGGCUGUGGGGCUGCUGGUGGGGCAGGAGGAGGAGAUGGCUCCCGCCUGCGUGGCGCGCGUGCACUCCCUGCUGCCCGCCGACUGGGACUGGUCCGGUGCCAGGGCCUCGCCCGCGGCGCUGCCCGCGCCCGGCGGUGGCGGCGCGGCAGCGGCGGCCUCCCAGUUUGGCAGCGGCGCCAGGCCGGCGGCGGUGGGCAGCGCUGAGGACCUGCGGGAGCGGGCGGAGCUGCAGCGCGCAUACUACGCCUUCCUGCACAGCCUGGCGCACAACGGGCUGGCGCCCGUGCUGCUGCGCGCGCCGCCGGGCAGCCUGGAUGCCGCGCUGGGGGCGCUGAUGCGCGGCGCCGCCACGCACGUGGAUGCAGGGGUGCGCAAGACGUGUGUGCAGGCGGUGGAGCAGCUGGUGAGGGAGUGGUGCGGCGCAGACGGCAGCGAGGCACUGCCGGGCUUCCGGGAGUUCGUGAUGAAGCAGUUUGGCGGCGAGGUGCUGCUGGAGGGGCUGGUCAGCAGCGGGGGCGUGGACAUACGCGACGCUGCCGCCAUCUCGCUGCUGACGGAGGUGGCCCAGAGCCUGCAGCUGGUGCACGCGCGGUGCGGCGAGCCCUACCUGGCCUACCUGGCCACCUCGCUGCUGCCGCGCAUGGGGUGGCCGCCCGAGGCGGCGCAGCAGCUGGUGGCGCACAUCACGGGCAGCGAGGUGCGCGCCCUGAAAGACUUCCUCAAGGUGGUGCUGCAGCAGGUGCGGGCGCAGCAGCAGCAGCAGCAACAGCAACAGCAACAACAGCAGCAACAGCAACAACAACAGCAGCAGCAACAACAGCAGCAGCAGCAGUAG
Molecule: messenger RNA, 2835 nt
Organism: Chlorella variabilis
Lineage: Eukaryota; Viridiplantae; Chlorophyta; Trebouxiophyceae; Chlorellales; Chlorellaceae
Exons: 10
Coding region: 1-2835 (944 amino acids)
Biological process (GO): tRNA re-export from nucleus
Cellular component (GO): nuclear matrix; nuclear pore; cytoplasm
Molecular function (GO): small GTPase binding; tRNA binding
Source: RefSeq, a predicted model, not a curated record